AUGGACACCGAUGUGAAGAACGUCGAAUUGGCCUCGUCGAUGACCGCUUCAUCUUCAACGCCUGUGCCACCACCACCGCAAGUGGCGGCGACUACAUACUAUCCGAUGCACUCAGCGCCCACUCCAAACAUUCCAAUGCCGUUUCUUCAGCAAGCUGGAGAGGUUUACGUUGGUCCCGGUGCACAAAAAGAGGCUGGACUCGUCGGAUUGGGUUUGAAAAAGUUGCGGUCAAGAGAUAAGGAUCGACUCUACGAUGCAAAACGAUACGCCAUGGACAUCUCAAUUAAACAAAUCAUGCUUCGACAACAACAAGUUCAUCAACAGAAUCAACAAAAGCAGCAAAUGUACGCCCAAGCGUUGUCGUUGAUGGCUCGUGUUUACGUGGGAUCGAUAUCUUUUGAGAUUCGCGAAGAUAUGCUGAGAAAAGCGAUGGAACCGUUUGGACCGAUCAAGACGCUGAACAUGAGUUGGGAUGCUGGAAGCGGACACCACAAAGGAUUCGCCUUCUUGGAGUACGAGGUCCCCGAAGCGGCAUCACUGGCCCAGGAACAAAUGAAUGGCUUGCUGAUGGGCGGACGAAAUCUCAAGGUGCUUCCCACUCGGCUCUUCAAUCAGAAUCAGAUGGGCCGAACCACACCAUCCACUCCUCAAGCUCAACCCAUUAUCGACAUGGUGAUGACAGAAGCAAAGAAGUAUUACAGAGUCUACGUGGCCUCCGUGCAUCCGGACCUCUCUGAAACUGACGUGAAGAGCGUGUUUGAGGCAUUCGGCGAGGUGGUCAGCUGCAGAUUGGCACGCAAUGCGGUGAAAGGAGGUCAUAGGGGUUUCGGCUACAUCGAGUUUAAUAACGCGACGUCGAUGACUGAAGCGGUCGCGGGGAUGAACAUGUUCGACUUAGGAGGGCAAUUUCUGAGGGUAGGUCGAUGUGUAACUCCACCCGAAGCUCUAAACUACAUUGUUCCGGCAGCACCGUCAGCUCUUCCCCAAUCGACGGCAAUGGCGUUAGCGGCGGCGACGGCCAAAGUGCAAGCACUCGAAGCAACACAGGGCAGCAGCAGUCCAAGCGGCUCAUCGCAAAUGAAUCCAUUCAACUCAUCGACUCCACCAGGCGGAUACUCUGCCACCUCCUACUAUUCUCCUUUGCCUGAGAAAUAUCUUUACUUAUGGUCUCUCUUUGGGUAUAUGUAUAUUUAUGAAAUCUUCUUGAAGCCAAAGUCUAAUGGAUCAGCAGGUGCCGCGUCACCGUCAACGUCGACUCUGUUUGGGCAACGUGACGCUUCCCCGGUUUUCGCAUCUCCAAAGGCUGCUUCACCCGCCCCUCCUCCACCACCGCCACCACCACCAGUUGCUGCAAAUCCGACUUCUCUGGCUCCACCAAGUCCUGUUCCACCACCACAGCCACCAAUAGCUGCAUUUGCUGAGCCAAUAGCGCCUCCAUUGCCACCACCUUCUCCGGAGCCAGCUCCAGUCGAGGAUGAUAGACCGGCUUGGGAACGUUUCAUGAAGAAGGAUCCUGAACCUCGUUCUAGAGCUGAAGUCCCCAUGGAAGUCGAUGACGUGAAGCCGGAUGUGAAGCCGAUUCCACCGAAAGCUGCUGCCAAUAUUCCACCACCUGGAUUAUUGAAGGUUCCACAACCGACCGUCGUUGUACCAAGAUUGUCAACUGGCCAAACAGCCAAACCACCUCCGCCGACUCCUUCACCAGCAAAGUCACAGGGAGGCACUCCAAAGAAAAAAACGAAAGAGUCAAAGUCGAUCUUCGAUCGGAUUAAAGUUCAUGCGACACUUAAUCCCGGUGAAAUAGCUACUUUUGGACCCACCGAGAGCAGUGGCGCAUUAGAAGAAGAUGAGGAUGAUGAAACUGGUCCACUUGCGAUCACUUCUGGCUCCUCUGGGAAAGGUGACAUCCAAUCGCUCGCACUGACAAUUAUGGACGGUGGAAGUCAAGUACAAUUGAUAAAGGCUAAAGCUGAGAAGGAUGCUGCCUACAAAGAAGCAGCAAAGAAAGCGGCAAAGAUCAAGAGGAAAACAAAGCCUGUGAAAGCGUCGAACACAAAAGGGCCAAAGUUGAACAGCGAUGCCGCUUUGGCAGCCGCCGAGAAAGCUGGUGCAAUGAGUGAUCAAAUUAUCGACAAAGAAGUGAACAAGGAUGAAGCAACUCUCGCAUCACAGGAAGGUUUAGAAAUACGUGGAAACGACUCGAGACACUUGUUGAUGACAAAGUUGAUGCGCGUGAAUCGAUCGCAAAUAUUGAUGCUAAAGAAUAUGGUGAGCGCUGAAGAGAUCGAUGACUUAUUGGAAGAUGAAAUAAAAGAAGAGUGCUCGAAAUAUGGAGACGUUGAGGACGUGUUGAUUGUAAACGACGAGGCAAAUGAUGUGGUCAAGAUAUUUGUCAAGUUCUCAACGACGAACCAGGUAGAUGAUGCAAAGAAGGCGUUGGAUGGACGUUUCUUCGGCGGUCGAACGAUUUCCGCUUCAGUCUACGAUCAAGCAUUAUUCGAUCAUGAAGAUUAUUCCGGUUAC
This is a messenger RNA of Mesorhabditis belari, 2523 nucleotides long. The record is from the annotation of a GenBank genome assembly. NCBI's taxonomy places the organism in Eukaryota, Metazoa, Nematoda, Chromadorea, Rhabditida, Rhabditidae.